AUGCCGGGGGCCACUCCUGCGUGGUGCGAGUGGGAGCGCGCGCGCGCGCCUGAGCGUGUGUUGUUAGCUGAUAUCCAUGGUAGCUGCAGUGGCAGCGGCAGGGUCCGCGCGCGCCCGCGCGUGUCUGUGCCUGUGUGCGCGCGUACUAGUUUCAGACCCGUCGCAGAGUUCUCAGAAUUCCCCUCAGAGGAGCGUAAAGUUAGAGAACUGCAGACUGGUUUUUCUGUCAGCCGGGGAGGGGGAAGCAGCGCCCCGGCCUCGGGUGCAGACGGGAACUUAGCGGAGGCUUGGCUCGUGAAAGGCGAUUCCAGCCACCGAAGGGUAGGGGCUUCACUUGUCCACGUUAGAAAAGCGGGAAGAAAGGGACUGCGGGAUGGGGGUGGGGACGGCUGCGGUGAGCAGCCUCCUCAGAGAACUGGGCAGUUUCACGCGGGAUCUGCGGCGAGACCGCUGGGCACGCCCUCGCCGCGGGCGCCCUCAGAGCGGCCGGGCUGGGACGCGGGAGGAACCCUAAAAGUUGACCCGAGCAGACAACCUCCUGCUACCCUGAAGGAGAAGAAGCCUCCGAGGGUUGACAGAGCGGCAGAACAGGGGCUGGAACUCAGCUCGCUGGCCCGCCACCAGGCUCCUUUCCCUUCACCAAGUUUGCAGCCGGGAGGAGAGGCUACAGCACAACUGAAGAGGGAGAAGCCAUCUUGCCUCCAUGAUUGGACAAACAUGAAGAUAAAAGCUUCCCUGUGUGGAUGAUAGAGCAAAAUGAUAGAAGGGGCUCAGACUCCCUUCCUUCAGACUUCUUGAUAUGUGAGGAAAAUAAAAUGCUAUUGUAAGGUUAA
Messenger RNA from Balaenoptera ricei (Rice's whale), 833 nucleotides. RefSeq lists its product as uncharacterized. The record is from RefSeq and is a predicted model, not a curated record. The coding region runs from base 1 to 747 and encodes 248 amino acids. NCBI's taxonomy places the organism in Eukaryota, Metazoa, Chordata, Mammalia, Artiodactyla, Balaenopteridae. The transcript is spliced from 3 exons.